CCUUCCCACCUUUAUUUCUCAAUCUCCUUCUCUCUCUUUCUCUACCCGUCUCUUGCAUAUUGGAGCAUAGUUUGAUCCAAAUGAGCUAUCUUUCAAACUGGGCAUCUUUGGAUAGGAGCAGAAGCCACUAUGAUUAGGAAUAAAACUAAAGGAGCUAUUUACAAAUACAAAUCUGCAUUUCUCCACAUUAUUGAUUGUGUAUUUAACUAGUUGGGAAAGGAUUUUCCUUUCCAUUAAUUUCUGUGCAAAUGUCUAUGAAAUCUUAACGGACUGGUGGGAGGAUUCCUGAGAAGGAUCAAAGGCUUGAGAAGAUGCCACUUAAAGAACAAAUUUACCAAGACUCUACGGAAUGGUAAAGGGUCAAAAGUUAACCAAGAGAAAAAUUGGCAUCUUCUUUGUGUUGCAAGUAUGAGAAAGCCAUUACUUUAGAGCAUAUGGCCAUCCGUUCAAACUUUAAACCCCUGCACACAUUUAACAAAACUGCCCUGAACGAAGAAUAACUUUGGGAAAACACCAAUUCAAGAACAUUGGGAAUGAAGAACCUAUUGAAGAUUCUGGGAUAUUUCUGCUUGUGGAUUAUGGUUGAAGCUCAAAUGAAGAUCCCACCAGAGACGGUGCAGCAGUGGGCAUCAGUGUUCUCUGUUCAGCUCCGAGAGUUUACAACCAAAUACUCUGGCUCUAUGUUACUUCAGAAGAAACUACAGGAUGUGGGGUCUAUUGUUAGGAUUAUUGAUUUGGAUGGAAGUGAAUUACUGAGGGACUACUCUGGGGACAUUGAACAAAUGUUGGGGAGUAAGAUGAAGUCUGUAAAGAGGUUAGCAGAGUCUGCAGAAGAUGCGGACCUGUACCAUGAAUUCAACUCUUCACUUCAGUUUGAUUACUACAACUCCAUGUUUAUUAACACACUAGAUGAAGAUGGGAACUCUGUUGAACUAGGUGGAGAAUUUCCACUUGAAGAAAAUGAACAUUUUAACAAAAUGCCUGUCAACACUCAGCUGAGCACCAUCCAGGUUCCCACAAAUGUUUAUAACAAAGAUCCCAAGCUUCUUAAUGCCAUCUACAACUCUGAAGCUAUAAACGAUGUCUUUAUCAGCAAUUUUCAGAGAGAUCCCACACUUACUUGGCAGUACUUUGGCAGUUCAUUGGGCUUUUUUAGAAUAUACCCUGGUAUUAAAUGGACUCCAGACACCAAUGGUGUAGUUGCCUUUGACUGCAGGAACAGGAACUGGUAUAUUCAGGCAGCCACAUCUCCCAAGGAUAUUAUCAUAAUGGUGGACAUCAGUGGCAGCAUGAAGGGGUUAAAGAUGACCAUAGCAAAGCACACUAUCAACACCAUCCUGGAUACGCUGGGAGAGAAUGAUUUUGUCAAUGUCAUUGCUUACACUGACUACGUACGCUAUGUGGAGCCAUGCUUUAGAGGAACACUGGUGCAGGCUGACUUGGACAACAGAGAGCACUUUAAGCUGUUGGUGGAGGAGUUGCACGUUAAAGGAGAAGCAAAAAUAAAGAAUGCGAUGAAGGAGUCCUUUAAGAUCUUAAAUGAGGCAAGGAUCAAUGGCCAGGGCAGCAUGUGUAAUCAAGCAAUUAUGCUAAUCACAGAUGGGGCCAUGGAAGACUUUGAGUCUGUCUUUGAAGAAUUUAACUGGCCAGAGCGCAGGGUGCGAGUGUUCACCUACUUGAUUGGCAGAGAGAUGACAUUUGCUCAAAACACCAAGUGGAUAGCUUGCAACAACAAGGGCUACUACACACACAUCUCUACACUGGCUGAUGUUCAGGAGAAUGUCAAUGAGUAUCUCCAUGUGCUCAGUCGACCAAUGGUCAUCAACCAUGACCACGACAUUAUCUGGACAGAAGCCUACAUGGACACAGUGCUUCCCAACACAAAGGAGCUUUUCUAUACCAAAGCUCAGAGUCUGCUGCUGAUGACUUCUGUGGCUAUGCCAGUUUUCAGCAAAAAGAAGGAAACGCUGUCACAUGGAAUCCUGCUUGGUGUGGUUGGCACUGAUGUUCCACUAAUGGAGGUGAUGAAGCUAGCACCCAGAUACAUUCUUGGACCACAUGGCUAUGCCUUUCUUCUUAACAACAACGGUUACAUCCUGGCUCAUCCUGACCUCCGACCUCUCUUUAAAGACGGCAAGAAACUGAAACCAAAGCCGAACUACAACAGUGUGGAUCUUUCAGAGGUGGAGUGGGAGGAUACAGAUGAGAUGCUUAGGACACCCAUGGUAAAAGGUGAAACUGGGAGUAUAACCCUGAACAUCAGAGCCUCUGUGGAUAAAGGGAAGAGACCAUUGUACCUGAUCAACAACUAUUUCUACACCAACAUUGCUGAAACGCCUUUCAGCUUUGGCAUGGUGCUUACCAAGGGCCAUGGCAGUCUAAUGUUUACAGGAAAUGUGUCAGUGGAAGAAGGACUGCAUGAUCUGACCUCCCCUGACCUCAGCAUUGCCUCUGAGUGGACCUACUGUGAGACAGACAUUGACCCUGAUCAUCGAAAAUAUACCCAGUAUCAAGCAGUCAUCCGAUACCUGCAGGGGAAGGAGCCUGACCUAGAGUGUGACGAGUUAUUGCUCCAGCAGACAUUAUUUGAUGCUGUGGUCACUGCCCCGUUAGAGGCUUACUGGAACACAUUAAUGCUUAAUGACAGGCUGGAGCCAGGGGUUGAGACUGCGUUUCUUGGGACUCGUUCAGGCCUAAUGAGGUUAAUGAGAUAUGCAGGAACUGAAAACAGAGUGGCAAAGAAGUUCCUGACUCCAUCAGACAAAGAUAACCUGUUUACUAUUGAUCAUUUCCCUCUCUGGUACCGCUUAGCCGUGGAAAACACUCCCGGCAGGUUUUACUACUACCCUGUUAAUGACAAAGGAGUGAAGUACGUCAUAGCAACAACAGCGGUUACGGUAUCAUCUGGAGAAAGAACGGCAAUGGCUGGAGCGAUCGGAGUACAGAUGUCCCUGGAUUGGUUGGAAAACAGGUUUUGGAGCAUCGCCAAAGAGCCCAGCGACACAGAUUGCUCAAAUGUCGAGGGUGUGUGUCCUCUGAGUUGUGAAAGUAAUGACCUAAGUUGUUUCCUAGUCGACAACAAUGGCUUCAUCCUACUGUCCAAAGAGAGGAAUGAUGUUGGACGUUUCUUUGGUGAAGUGGAUGGGUCUGUCAUGGCUUCAUUGAUUAAAAUGGGAAUGUUUAAAAAAGUGUCUUUGUUUGACUAUCAGGCUAUGUGCAAAAGCAGCCACCAUCAUACAAGCAGUGCUCGACCUCUGCUAAGUCCAUUCUACACGAUUUUGGCUCUGAUGAGAUGGCUUUUCUCCAAUGCUGUGAUGUUUCUGCUCGACUUUAACCUCUGUGGUCUUUGGCAUUCGGAUUAUUUUGUGGAUGCCAAAGCUGGUUAUCACACAUCUCAUAAGCAAAAGAAGGUGGAGGCGCUGCAGCCCUGUGACACUGCAUAUCCUGGCUUUAUGUAUGACUCCUCUAUCAGGGAAGCCAACAGUCUCAUCAAGUGUGGACGCUGCCAGAAGAUGUUUGUGGUGCAGCAGAUUCCAGACAGUAAUAUGGUUUUGGUUGUGACCCAAGCUACCUGCGAUUGCUCCCGUCAGUUCGGACCCAUCCUGCUGCAGCCAAAGGAAAUUAAAUAUAAUGCAACUGUGAAGUGCAACAGGAUGAAGUCUCAGAAGGUGCGAAGGCGUCCAGAAUCCUGCCAUGCCUACCACCCAAAGGAGGACGCUAAGGAAUGUGGUGGGGCAUCUGCCAUCUCCUUGUCCCUUCCUCUCUUCUCUGCCUCUCUGCUGUUUUCACCGGUCCUCCUUCGGUGAACACAAACCAGGAUAAACCCAUUAAACUACCAGAAGAUAUGAAAAUUCUUCACUAGUUAGUUAUAAUCAGUUUAUGUUUUAUGUAGACCUUAAGCAAUGAGUCUCUGUAUUACAGGGAUAAAUGUCUAUUUCAUUUUUAAUCCAUUUUUUACUCAGUUUAGAAUGUUUUUGUAAUAGGUAAAAACUGAUUAAAAAGAUUAAAAAGAACAGCACCCAAGUCUCCUAACCUGACUCUGAGGAAAGGUAGCUGCCUCCCGCUGGUCAGGUAUAAAAAGUGCAGCUUCAGUGUGCAGGCACAUUACCAUUGUACUUGGAUAUGCUGCAUUCUGGGAGUUCUUUCACUCAGAAAUGUUGUUUAUGAGAUGAGUUUUACAUUUUCAAAAAUGUGUCACAGUAGAUAAUAGAGUUGCAUUUUUAAACCCAAUGUUUUCAAAAGUUCAAGAGAAAUAGUGUCAUAGUGCUUCAUGAUUCGUUUCAUCUGGUUAAUCUUCCAAGCUACCAAUUCCCUUAUACUCUUUAAAUAUCUCCCACUCUUAAGUUUUUUUUGAAAGUCUUUAAUAGUAUUAUUUCUUUUCUACAUUCAGUUUAAGUAAUCAGGACACCUGACUAGAUUUCUCACAGCAGCAGUGAUUAUUUUAGUCACAUGGACAGAGCAUAUGAAAUCACAAAUAUAAGUAUUUACCAUAGCCUAUAUAGUAAAAGUUUAUACUUAUUCAG
Molecule: messenger RNA, 4523 nt
Organism: Cyprinodon tularosa
Lineage: Eukaryota; Metazoa; Chordata; Actinopteri; Cyprinodontiformes; Cyprinodontidae
Product: voltage-dependent calcium channel subunit alpha-2/delta-4-like
Exons: 40
Coding region: 534-3806 (1090 amino acids)
Cellular component (GO): voltage-gated calcium channel complex
Molecular function (GO): voltage-gated calcium channel activity
Source: RefSeq, a predicted model, not a curated record